CCACGUGACCUUGCAGACGACCUCUAAUUUGCCAUUGCCAUCUUACGAUCCGUCACUGACCGAUUGACCAAAAAGUGAUACCCUUGGCCGUUGAGAAGAAUUAGGGUUCAAAUUCGAAUUACAUACCCGCGGGUGAAACUUUACAAAUAGAACUGUUGAAAAUUAUCAACACCGUAGAGAUGUUACGCACCACAACGAGCCUCCGAUCCGAUCUGGUGCGCGUCACGUUUCGAAAUGUUGUACGGACGAAUGUCGUACGAUGUUUGGCAGUCGAAUGUAUUCACAGAAAACAUCUGCAAAGGCCUCAGUUAUGUCACAGCCCUCGUGCAGUGACAGCAUGGACACAGCAGUUGAGGUUCUACGCAGAUUAUCCGGAUCACGUGUCCGUUAUGCUACCCGCUCUCUCACCUACCAUGGAAACUGGGUCUAUAGUUAGUUGGCAUAAGAAAGAAGGUGACAAGCUGAACGAAGGUGAUCUCCUAGCUGAAAUUGAAACUGACAAAGCCACAAUGGGAUUUGAAACUCCGGAGGAAGGCUACCUGGCAAAAAUAAUCGUGCCUGCUGGUACUAAAAAUGUUCCGAUUGGCCAACUUGUUUGUAUCAUUGUUUCCGAUGAGGCGAGCGUUGCGGCUUUCAAAAACUAUAAAGCUGAUGGAGCAACAGCUGCUCCAGCAGCAUCAGCCUCGCCUCCGGCUCCAGCAGCUCCAGCUUCAACUGCCCCAGCAGCGGCUGCUCCAGCCCCAACUCCGACUCCAGCUCCAGCUGCUACAGCAACCCCUACAUCUAUGUCUGGUGACAGGGUCUUUGCAAGUCCGUUAGCUAGGCGGCUUGCAGGUGAAAAGGGGCUCAGUUUACAAGGUCUUAAGGGUUCAGGAUUAUACGCUUCAGUGACUUCCAAAGACCUUGCAGGUGCUUCUGCUGCAGCUCCCUCUUCGUCUGUUGGCGCGCCAACUUCAGCACCUGCAGCUGGAGGUGUAUACACAGAUAUUCCAGUGUCAAAUAUCCGAGGGGUAAUAGCAAAACGAUUGCUUGAAAGCAAACAGAAUAUUCCACACUAUUAUUUGACAGUUGACAUUAAGAUGGACGCUGCCUUACAAAUGAGGGAACAAUUCAACAAAAUGUUAGAAAAAGAUCAAGUGAAACUUAGCGUAAAUGACAUCAUCAUCAAAGGCAUCGCAAUGGCUUCGAAAAAAGUUCCUGAUGGCAACACUGCUUGGCUUGGGGAUGUCAUUAGACAGUAUCACAAUGUGGAUGUAAGCGUCGCUGUAAGUACAGACAAUGGUCUUAUCACUCCGAUUGUAUUCGCAGCUGACACAAAGGGUAUUGUACAAAUCAGCAAAGAAGUGAAAGCUUUGGCAGCAAAGGCGAGAGAUGGGAAGCUACAGCCUAACGAAUUCCAAGGUGGAACGAUUACUGUAUCAAACUUAGGAAUGUUCGGUAUUAAAACCUUCUCCGCAAUCAUAAAUCCACCACAGUCCAUCAUUCUGGCUGUUGGUACGACCGAAUCUCGAUUGAUUCCAGCGAAAAACGAAAAAGGAUUCGAAACUGCAAACUUCAUGAGCGUUACAGCCAGCUGUGAUCAUCGCACUGUGGAUGGAGCGGUUGGAGCUCAAUGGCUCACAGCAUUCAAAAGUUUCAUGGAAAAUCCAACGACGAUGCUCCUAUAAAGAAUCAAUGUGCUGAGAAAUUACACUCAUCAAUUCUACAAGCCUACUUUAGAUCAUCCCUAAGAGCCAUCAUGGGGUAUGCGACAAGUGGAUUGUCCUGUGUACAUUUUUUGUGGAUAAUAACAUUUAAUUGAUUUUGCGGAUCACUUAAGUAGCACCAAUUUUAUAACAUAAUUUUCCAGCUUGCAACACUGUAGAUUACUUUGCGUGUAAAAUAAGUUUGCUUCGCGAUAAGUAUAUACCUAUGUUACAUACGUAUGUAUGUACUAUUCCGUAGAUUUGAAAAUGUACAAAAGAAUACACAAACUGAGUUAUAUUCGCCGUCGUUAAAUGUACUCGUUCAACUGUUGAACGCAUCUACGAACGUAUGUAUAGCGCGAUAAAAAUGUUAUUUCCUAUUAUUUAUAUAGAUCAAAUCAGUUUAGUAUCCUCAGGUAACUGAUACAGAAUAAACAUGUACAUACUUGAUGUUGCCAAUCUUUUCGUCCUCCUAAUACGGUAAAUGUUGGCACUGAGAUGAUAAUGUUUAAAACAUUAAAAUCUAAAUAGAUGAAAAUUAAUGCUACUGUGCAAAGUAAAUAGAUAGUUAAGUAAUCUAAGUAUUUAAUAAAUUAUACAAUAUCAAUA
Molecule: messenger RNA, 2294 nt
Organism: Neodiprion fabricii
Lineage: Eukaryota; Metazoa; Arthropoda; Insecta; Hymenoptera; Diprionidae
Gene: muc
Product: dihydrolipoyllysine-residue acetyltransferase component of pyruvate dehydrogenase complex, mitochondrial
Exons: 6
Coding region: 180-1667 (495 amino acids)
Biological process (GO): pyruvate decarboxylation to acetyl-CoA
Cellular component (GO): pyruvate dehydrogenase complex
Molecular function (GO): dihydrolipoyllysine-residue acetyltransferase activity
Source: RefSeq, a predicted model, not a curated record